Molecule: messenger RNA, 3600 nt
Organism: Salmo salar (Atlantic salmon)
Lineage: Eukaryota; Metazoa; Chordata; Actinopteri; Salmoniformes; Salmonidae
Product: LIM and senescent cell antigen-like-containing domain protein 1
Biological process (GO): positive regulation of substrate adhesion-dependent cell spreading; cell-cell adhesion; positive regulation of integrin-mediated signaling pathway
Cellular component (GO): focal adhesion; cytoplasm; cell-cell junction
Source: RefSeq, a predicted model, not a curated record
GGUGUGUGAGAGAGUUGAGGGAGGGUUAAAGGGAAUGAGAGAGUGUGAGCUAGAGAGAGACGGAGGGAGGUAGAUCAGGGAUCUGUGUGAAGUCAGGUCAGUCAGUCUCAGUGCUACUCAGACCAUCUCUCUGGAUUAGUAAUCCUGCCCUUUGGAUUGGAUUGUUCUGGGACUGAGUGUUUGGGAAAGAGCCUGUAUUUGAAGAAUAGGCCUGGGGCAGGGUGUCUUGGACUGGGAGCGUGUACUAACUAGUAUUUGGACUACCGAGUCGUGUCCUAUGGAGGUUCAGGUCCAGAGUCGGCCGCUGCCACCCACCAUCCCGGAGAAUGGGGCGGCCCCUGACCCUGAACCCCACACUGUUAACGGUCAUCGUCAUGCCAUCAGUGGGGAGGCAGAGCUGCCUGUCUCCAAGUCGCAGAGGAGACGAAGCGAUGUCAAAGUCUACAAGGAGUUCUGUGACUUCUACGCACGCUUCAACAUGGCCAAUGCCCUGGCCAAUGCGAUGUGUGAGCGCUGUAAGAGUGGCUUUGCCCCGGCGGAGAAGAUCGUCAACAGUAACGGGGAGCUGUACCAUGAGGGGUGCUUCGUCUGUGCUCAGUGCUUCCAACAGUUCCCCGAAGGUCUCUUCUAUGAGUUUGAGGGCAGGAAGUACUGCGAGCACGACUUCCAGAUGUUGUUUGCUCCCUGCUGCCACCAAUGUGGGGAGUUUAUCAUUGGUCGUGUGAUCAAGGCGAUGAACAACAGUUGGCACCCUGACUGUUUCUGCUGUGACCUCUGCCAGGCCGUGCUGGCUGACGUGGGCUUCGUCAAGAACGCCGGCAGACACCUGUGUCGCCCGUGUCAUAACCGUGAGAAGGCCCGUGGUCUGGGGAAGUACAUCUGUCAGAAGUGCCACGCCAUCAUCGAGGAGCAGCCGCUGCUGUUCAAGAACGACCCCUACCACCCCGACCACUUCAACUGCAACAACUGCGGUAAGGAGCUGACUGCUGAUGCCAGGGAGCUGAAGGGAGAGCUCUACUGCCUGCCCUGCCAUGACAAGAUGGGUGUUCCCAUCUGUGGCGCUUGCAGGAGACCCAUCGAGGGCCGCGUGGUCAAUGCCAUGGGCAAGCAGUGGCACGUCGAGCAUUUUGUGUGUGCUAAGUGUGAGAAACCCUUCCUGGGCCAUCGCCACUACGAACGCAAAGGACUGGCCUACUGUGAGACUCACUACAACCAGCUCUUUGGAGAUGUCUGCUACCACUGCAACCGUGUCAUUGAGGGUGAUGUGGUGUCAGCCCUGAACAAGGCAUGGUGUGUCAACUGCUUCGCCUGCUCCACCUGCAACACCAAGCUCACCCUAAAGAACAAGUUUGUGGAGUUUGACAUGAAGCCGGUGUGUAAGAAGUGUUACGAGAAGUUUCCUCUGGAACUUAAGAAGAGGCUGAAGAAGCUGGCGGAGACAGUGGGCCGGAAGUAGACACAGACAGACCGAGACGGACGGACGGACCGAGACGGACAGACCCAGACAGACGGACAGACCCAGACAGACGGACAGACCCAGACAGACGGACAGACCCAGACAGACGGACAGACCCAGACAGACGGACAGACCCAGACAGACGGACAGACCCAGACAGACGGACAGACCCAGACAGACGGACAGACCCAGACAGACCGGAAGCCUAUAGUCACUAGAUGGCCAUGCUAGAAUGGACAAAAGUGAUAUCAUCAGAAUGUUUGAGCAACCACAUGAGCUAUUUGUUCUUGGUGUAAGGUUAUGGAUUAGCGUUAUGUUGUUGAUAAAUCACAUUUGCAGUUUCCUUCAAUCUUUUCAUGCUUGGCCAAAUAGUGACAACCCAUGAGCAGAGAGACCUACAGUACACAAAGAAGAGUCCUCCCCAAAUCAGUGCCUUUGUCUAAAGACAUAUUCAUAUUAUAUUCAUAUUUAUCCUUGAGAUGCUUAUCUCAUAUAUUUAAUUGUUAUUUUAGCUUAAAAUUUCACUUCAAAACCCAACUUGUUUAUUUAAGUAUGCAUCAGUAUCCUGGUAUUUCAUCAUAAGAAUAAAGAGUAUUAAUAAGGUUGUUACUGCCAGUGUGCUGGUCUGUUUCUGCCUUAGCCAACUACUUUAUCAUUGUCAUGCCAAACAAGUAGAAACAGACAGACACCUGGGCUAUGCUACUGAUGCUACUCUCAAUCACAUUACUGUGCAGCAGAACUGGGUUUAAUAUACAGUACCAGUCAAGAGUUUGAACACACCUACUCAUUCCAUGGUUUUUCUUUAUUUGUACCAUUUUCUACAUUGUACAAUAAUAGUGAAGACAUCAACACUGAAAUAACACAUGGAAUCAUGUAGUAACCAAAAAAGUGUUAAACAAAUCAAAAUAUAUUUUAUAUUUGAGAUUCUUCAAAGUAGCCACCCUUUCCCUUGAUGGCAGCUUUGCACACUCUUGGCAUUCUCUCAACCAGCUUCAUGAGGAAUGCUUUUCUAACAGUCUUAAAGGAGUUGCAUGGUAAAACGGAACGAUUGGAAUUCUGCCAAAAUUGCAGACUCUUGCCACCCUGCAUACCGGUAAGCUACAUCAAGAGUAUGUCAAGUAUUUGAUAGUAUCUAAUGUAUGUACAGUGCUAUUUGAGCCAGAUCUGCUAGGCAGCUUCUUGAGCGAGAGAGUAGCCUCCAUCCCAGCAUUUGAGGUCAUAUAGAGACAAGUCAUAUUCGUACCAGAGGUUUGUGUACAUUUUUCAGGAUGUAUUGAAAUAUUAUCCAAAGAUAGUACUGAAUAAGGUGACACGUGUAUGCAUAUCUCAUAUAGAGCUUUUUGUGUGUCCACAACAUUGUGUGGUGUUAUAUUGUUCUAUUCAUAUUAUUUCACAAUUGUCACAUUUCCUUUGUGCUUUUAUCACACAGACAGUAAAAAUGUAAGACGUUAUGUCACUGAAGGGUGUUUUGUAAACUGUUGGAUAACAGAUGUUUGUAUGUUUUUGACAGUAUUUCCAGAAUAAACAUAACCCACUUUUAUCAACAGUAAUGGAAUCAAAUAAUAUCUGAAAAUACUUUUCUCCAUUCUUUACAUGUCAUGCAUUACAUUGUCUUUUAAAAGGGGAAAAUAAACAUAGCAGAUACAAACAAUUCCAUCGAUUUAGGAUCUGCUUGUAACUGCAAUGUCUUUUUCCUUUUACUUUAGAUGAAAGCGCAUGUAAGAGUACUGUAAGAUGUAUGAAUGUGUUUUUCCUAGGUGUAUAAGCUCAGCUAUCCUCUUAUGGCAGUGUGACUUCUAUCUAGAUGCUCAUAGGAAGUAGAGAACUGCCGUUUUAGAGAGAAAAGCAUCAUAUCCCUGUUGAAAACAUGAGUUUAGUUGAGUUUUAGUUUGCCGCCGUGUUAAACUUUACUUGGAAGAAAUGUGUUGUUUUGCAUAGAGUGAGACAAUUCCACAUUCCACUGCUAAAUGGGAAUUUUAAAACCCUAUGUUAUUCCUCUGCCGUACUACAAUAUAAUAUGCUAUGCUACAUUCAAAGCCUUGAUUAGUGUUCGCCUUAUGCAUGUUACUUUAAUUUUGGUUUGUUUCUAGAUGUCAUCAUAUUCAAUUUAUUGUCUUCUGAAUAAUAAAAAAUCCUGCUACAUG